AUGGCGGACGAUUCGCUCAAAAAGGCCGCCAAACAGCUCCAAUCAAAGCCCCCAGUCGUCGCCAGUAAAGAUGGUGGCGAACCUCCCGCUACUGGAUCGGAAAAACCUCCGUCGCCUCCUCCGCCGGAAAAACCGUUGCCUGGGGAUUGUCUACAUCUUCAUUCCUCACCUCGAUUUCGUCAAUUGCUAAAAGAGGUGCCAUCUGAAGCAUUUUCUCUACCAUCCGUCCCUCGAUGCAAACAUUGCAAAGCGAAGCGUUUCAUUCAUGAAACAACAGGCUUUUGUUGUGCCGAUGGAAAAAUUUAUCUCGCAACAAACGAUGUGCCGAAUGAACUUUAUGAAUUGUUUACUUCCAGUAGCGAAGAAUCUACACAUUUUCGAACAUACAUUCGAACUUACAACAAUAAAUUUGCUUUUACAUCAAUGGGAGUUACUUACGACAAAUCAAUGUGUCGAAGGAAUAAAGGAAUAUAUACUUUCAGAAGCCAAGGGCAAAUCUAUCACACAAUCAAUAAUUUACUACCAUCUGAUGGACGUCCCUCUAAUCUGCAACUAUAUUUUUAUGACACCGAGAAUGAAUUGGAGCACCGACUUAAUGAUUCAAAAUGCAGAUUGGAUCCAUCUGUUACAACUCAACUUAUGAAUAUCCUUCGAAUCAAUCCGUAUUCUAUAUUCUUUCGUUCACUUGGAGAUUUGCCAGAUUUGGAAACACAAAUAAUUCAAGUAAGAGAAGAUGUUGGGCUAGAUCAGCGUGUAUUCAAUGCUCCUACAUCCUCACAAGUUGCAGCAAUUUGGGUGGAAGAUGAUGAAGGGUAUCAACAAGGAGGGCGUGACAUUUUUGUGUAUAAUCAUGAUGGUGGAAAACAUAAAGUUCAAUAUUACUACGGCUGUUACGAUCCAUUACAAUAUCCAAUUUUAUUUCCUCACGGAGAUUGUGGUUGGCAUCAACACAUAAAACGAAUUGGAGGACACACAACCAGAUCCAAUGUUCGUAGCCCAACAAUAGAUCCUCAACAGUCAACCACUGUAGAAGAAUUACUUGCCGCUGAAGAACGAGUAUCAAACCGACAAAAAAAGGAAGCAGUAGUUUCGUGUCGCGAAUAUUAUUGCUUCAAAUUACAAAUAAGAGAAGAUGCACGAUCAAUUUUGCUACUCUCAGGACGACUGCUACAACAAUAUGCCGUAGAUAUGUAUGUCAAGAUUGAGACAUCAAGAUUAGACUAUUACAGAAAUGAGCAACAACAUAUUCUAUUCGAGUUGUAUAAAGGUUUAGUUGACACAGUAACGCUUGGAGAAAGAGAUGCUUCUAAUGUUGGCAGAAGGAUAAUAUUGCCCUCUUCUUUUAUUGGAGGUCCACGAGACAUGAGAAAGAGAUACAUGGAAGCUAUGGCUUUGGUUCAGCGAUGUGGAAAACCGGACAUUUUUUUAACGAUGACUUGCAACCCAAACUGGAAAGAAAUUACCAAUGAACUAAGCCAACAUGAAGAAGCUCAAAAUAGACCCGAUUUAGUUGCUCGAGUAUUCCAUGCCAAACUGGAAGAAUUAAAAGAUAAAUUAUUUAAACGUGAAAUAUUCGGCAAGGUUGCCGCAUACGUCUAUGUUAUUGAGCACCAAAAAAGGGGCCUACCACACACCCAUUUUUUAAUUAUCCUACAAAGCGAUUGGAGAUUACAUGCACCCGAAUCUUUUGAUGAGAUAGUAUCAGCGGAGAUUCCUGAUAAAAAUACAAACAUGCACUUGCAUAACGCUGUUGUGAAACACAUGAUGCAUGGACCAUGUGGAGAUUUGAAUCGAUCAAAUGCUGUCAAGUACCUGUACAAGUACAUUUAUAAGGGUCAUGAUCGUGUUGCUUUCAACUUAGUAUCUGAACCAAGAAAUGACGAAGUUGAUGAAAUUCGCCAGUUCCAAAUGGCCCGAUGGAUUGCAAAGACUCCGAAGUUAUGUGGAGAAUAUAUGGGUUUAUUGUUAAUGAGAUGUACCCGUCGGCAUUUAUAG
Messenger RNA from Cannabis sativa, 1995 nucleotides. RefSeq lists its product as uncharacterized. Bases 1 to 1995 code for a protein of 664 amino acids. The transcript has 4 exons. NCBI's taxonomy places the organism in Eukaryota, Viridiplantae, Streptophyta, Magnoliopsida, Rosales, Cannabaceae. The record is from RefSeq and is a predicted model, not a curated record.